AUUAGAAGAAGGAGAGGAAGUACGUACGUCAAGCAACACAUUGCAUUGCAUGCAAACCUCUUUAAUUAUUAACUCAUGCAUGCAAACCCACGUGAGUAUGGGAUCCAUAUUUCAGCUGAGAUCGAGCUCCGACUACUACCUCAACGCCAACUACUUCGACCCCAAAGACAACAACAUCUACGUCCACAGGCUAACCGACUCCGCCGCCGCCGGGGGGAAAGAGCGGUGGGAGUACACGGCGGCGAUAGGCGAAACCCAAGAAUUCAAAGAGCUUGAAUUGUCGUCGGGAGUUGUGAUCCGGGGAGAGAAGCUGGCGGAGCUGGUGGGAGAUCUCCGGCCAGCAGCUGCAACCCACGACGACACGUCGUCAUCUCGAGCGACGUCGUUUUACAGCCUGAGGGUCAACAACGAAGGCCGAUGUUACAUUCGGAGCGAUGUCGUAGGAGACUUUCUGCAUGGGUCCCGGCUCAACGCCACCUUCGACUGGUCCAAAUACGGCGCCGUUGUGACGAGGACGAGUGCAUCAACAACGUCGGAGGAGAAGUGGAAGGUGGUGGCGGAAGAGAAGACCAAGGAGCUGGAAGCUUGCUUGCUGAAGCUGAAGGAGGUGAGUGGUGAGAAAGGUGGUGAAGAGAAAGAGUUGGCAGGCUCGGGAGGUGAAGGAGAAGAAGAAGGGUAUUGGGAAGUUUCUUCUACUUGGAAGGAGGGUAGGGUUUCGAGGCCUGGAUUUAUGGAUUGUUCUGCGGUGUUGGUGGUUGUGUUCUAUUUUCUGGGGCUCUAUUAUUGGGGAGCCAAACUUCUGGCUGUGUUGUUCAGGAAAAGAAGCCAAAAUACACAGGAUAAUGAUGGUGGCAUGCAAUAAUUCCACUAUGUAAUAUAUAUUCCUGCAUGUACAAUGAAUUAUAUGAUAUAUGAUCAUGUUUGCACUAAUUUUAAAUAAAAUAAAUUCAUAAAAGUAAAAUUAAUUAAAAAGUAUGUAAUCAUGUAAAUCUAUAUUUUUUUUAUAUCCAACUGUAUUUAAAAUUUAUAUUUACGAAUCACUGAUAUUUCAUUAAAUUUUAUUAAAUAAUCAUUUCUAAAUUGACUUGAUGAGGGAGAGUUAGAGUUGAUCAGAGAGGGGAAUGAGGAAUUGAGAAAGAAUUAGAGAUUUAGUUGAUAUUUUUAUAAAUAUAAUUAGUAUUGUAUACUUAUAUUAGUUUUGUAACAAUAAACAAUUUGUAGUCCAAAGUUCAACGAAAAUUCAAGAAAUAUCAAAAGAAUUUAUGUUUCGGAUAUAAUAAAAUAAUAUUUUGUCACACUUGUGUAUUUGUUGUUAGCAUGUUCACAUUUGGGGUAAAUUGGGUAAGGGAACGGAAUACAUAUUUGUAUUUGGAAAAUUUUCAAGAGUCUAAUUAUUGAGAUAAUGACUUGAUUUUUUAUAUAUAGUAAAUUACUAAUAGGAUCUAUGAUUCUAGCUAGAUGUUUUAUGUUGAACCCUCACGAUUUCUAAUAGUAAAUAAAUUAAAUUUAUGCACAAGAGAGAGGGAUGUAUAACAGGACAUCUCUUAACACGUAAUUCGAAUUUUUGUCACAAAUUGGUCUCGAUAUAUUGCACAUGCAACCAUCCACAAAGUCUUAUUUAAUAUAAUGAUCGAGUAUGACUGGUGAACGGUUGGAUACUACGUGCUAGUUUGGACAUGUUGUAGUUUUUGCAAAGGCAGUUUUUGGUGGAGUUUUUAGAGAAGUACUUUUGAAAAAAGCUAUUUACUAUUUCGUUGGAAAAAUAUUAGAAGUUCUUUUUAAUACAAGAGGUUGUGUAAAAUGACUAUAAAGAACAUAUAAUAUAAAACUAGUGUGGGCCCCGGCCAGUUGGCCGGAGGAAGGUAGGAUGGCAAUGGGUCGGGUUGGGUCGGGUUUUGCCAAAUUCAAAUCCAAAUUCAUGGGUUUAUCCGUGAAAAAAAUUCGGGGUAAAAUCCACUGGGUUUGAAAAACUCAAACCCAACUCAACCCCCUGGGUAUCCGCGGGUUCAUGGGUACCCACAGGUUUUUGUCUUAAAAAAUUUACAAUAACAAGUUGCUAUCAAAAUUAAAGUCAAAUAUCAAUCUCUCAAUACAAAUUAUCCAUAUAUAAAAUACCAUUCUAGAAAAUUCAAGCAAAUAACAAAUUAUCCAUAAAUAACAUGAUUAAUUGAAAGCUUCUUCCUUUCAAUUAAGUUUCUUCACUCUCCACUCGAUAACAUCAACUUCAUUCUACACAAUUAGAAAGAAAAAAUUAGACAUGUCUCCACAAACAUAAAUAAGAUAAGUUGUUUAGAAUAUUAAAUAUAUCGAGAAAAUUAAUUAUAUGGGUGUGGGCGGGUACCCAUGGGUCGGGUUUACCUAAACCCAAACCCAACCCGAUGAAUAUUGAACGGGUUUAAACCCAAACCCGGCCCAAAACCCGUCAACACGGAUUUUACCCGCGUUGACCGAGUUGGGUAGGGUGGGUACCCGUGGGUUCGGAUUUUGUUUUCAUCCCUAGAGGAAGGUGAGGUAUGAAAUUUGAUAAUGUAAUGGGGUGUAUAACUUAUUGUUGUAUAGUUUUUUUGGGAAACACGUGUUCUAAGUUUUUGGCGCGCCCGAAUAAUCAAAAGACCUGAAGGUCUUUUGAUUAUUCGGACAAUAGAAUUAGAAGUGGAAUCUGAUUUUCCACUUAUAAAAUUAAAAAAUAAAUAGAAUGGAAUAAAAAUAGUGAAUUUUAGCAGGAAAGAGACAUUAAUGAUGCAACAAAUCAAAAAUCGGCCUUAUGAACCAAAAUCAAGUACCUGUUACCUUGUGAAACAAUAUUGUUUCUGGUAAUAUGAUGAGAUGGAGUAAGUUUUAUAGAAACUGAUUUCCAGAAAAUCGAAUAAAAAAUCGCCUAUCCCGUCGGUUUUCGGGAAAUGAGCAUCUCACAAUCGUUGCUAGCUUUUACUCGGCCCGUUGGCCGAUUAAUUUGGUUUAUAAAACUUUCAUCUUGUCGUCAUUGUGCUUUCUGGUUUUUUUCAGGCUAUGAUAAAAUCUAAGGAAAUAAAGAACGAACAACACGAUUUGGGAUAGGAACCGUCGUUGUCGUAUCCCUAGAAAAUGGUGGUAAACAUGGACUCACCUGCCAAACUGGUUUGGAUUGAGAUUUUUAUCGGGUAUCAGGGAACCAUGUGAUUAUAAAUUAGACUUGAUCAAAAGGGGCCAAAACUUGAAAUGCAGCCUGUUUGACCGACCCAUGCCAAAUUCUAAUUAUUCUUUACUUUUAAACUUUUUAUUUGAAAAUAAAAAAUAGUGAAAGAAAAGAGAUGACUGCCAUUUGCACAUCACUUAUUCGGGAAUAAAACCAUAGAAAUUCAAAAGGAACUGAAAAUGUUAGGACCGUUUUAAUGUUUAAAAUAACCAAAUAGAUCUUUCUGUUUAGUUUUUUACUAACAAAUUCCAAACGAUUCCCUAUAAAAUACACUAUGAUUUGAUCAUUAUGAUAUCAAAUAAUUAUAUAAUAUAUAUUUGAAAUGAUAAAAAUUGGACUAAUUGGGUUGGUCGAGGUUGAACCAUUGAAUAACUUUAAAAUACAUUAUAUUUUAGCCACUAAGAUAUAAAAUAAUAGCAUAAUAUAUUAUGCCAGAGAAAAUAGCUUGUUUUAGAAUGUCAAACCAAUGAUGUUCAUUUGUUUCACUUUAUGUCCAAAUCCCGUGUAGGUCAAACCAAUUCAACUCUUUUAUUUUAUGGUUAGCGGUUAGCCCAUUAGAUACCAUGCAUUAGUUUAUUGUUAAAUUUUUUAUUUUUAGCAAUAAAAAGAAGUAUUGUUUUUGCCUCUUCAUAUAUAUUUUAUCACCACGGAGAAAUAAAAGGGCUUAAUGAAAAAAUUGACACUCUUGAACCCGUUUAAAUCCGCAUGUGUACGGUAAGUUGGCCCGUUCCACAGAGGAAAGAGGAAAAAAUUGACACUCCCUAUUCUAUCAUUCCUACAAACGCUCCUGGAGCAGGAAAUUUGAAAUGGGGGAAGGGUUUUUUCCUCUCUGCUAUUAUAUCUUUUUAAUUUAAAAAGAUACAAUAAAUGUACUUAGUGUGAUUGGUUAUGAUCCUUACUUUUCCUUAAAAUGGUCAUGGUUCGAAUCCCACUACGUGUCUUUUUAAUGAAUUAAAAAAAGCAAGUGUGAAGACCAAAAUUUCCUUCCUACUUUCACUCUCGUUGCAGGAAAUUUGAAAUGGGGCUCCCGUUUUUCCCUUCGGUGUAUUAUAUUAUGUGUAGAUAUGAAUAAAACUUUUCAACGAUAAGAAAUAGUCAAAAUGGAU
Molecule: messenger RNA, 4281 nt
Organism: Linum trigynum
Lineage: Eukaryota; Viridiplantae; Streptophyta; Magnoliopsida; Malpighiales; Linaceae
Source: the annotation of a GenBank genome assembly